GCUCCGACUUCGUUUCCUCUUAUUAUUAUCGUAUCGCAAGGAAAAUCACAAGCACUUCACAAUAAUGACCUGGAUUGUGGAUUUCACCUCACAGCAAAAUCAAUUUUCUUUCGUUCCACCUGAACCCGCACCUGAGAAGUCCGGUGUCCAUAGCCGCCACCUUCAAGAGUUCUGUACCUUUAUCCCUUCUUCUAGUGCUAGCGCUGAUAGCGCUGGAGCCAGAGCUGAUCGGAAUAAACACCACUAUGAGUCCUUUAGUGCUCCUACUAGUCCUACUCUUCAGAAAUUUAGCAGCAUUUGCUGCUCAGAAGAUCAUAGUAAUGGCGGUAAAGCUGAGCAUUAUGCGCUCAGAGAAAUUAUCCCUAUCAAAGUCAUGGACUUCCUCAAUUACUUGGUAAACCUAUUCAACUUCUAUAUCAAAAGUAUACGAGAUCCAUCUUCCAUUCCAGGCGUAAGUUUAUGGAGCCGAGCCUAUGCAUUGGGUGCCUUGCCCGUCAUGACAGGGUUCUUGGUGUUCAUUCAAGGGUGUAUCACGUUAGCCAUUCAGGGAAUAACUUAUACAAAACUUGGUCAGAAGGCAUACGAGUGGCUUAUGAGUGACCAAAUCCUGUUGCUUGAUCCAACUGACGAGGUUGACCCUAACGGCCUAAACGAGGCCUUAAAGCAACUGGCAGAUACGCAACCACAGCCCAGGCCCAUAUUCAGCUACUUCCUCGCGCAUCUGCUACUGACCUUAUCGACUGUCACAUAUGAACGCGACGAUGAACUGGUUCGGAAGGCAUCUUUAGCCAUGAAAAAUAUGAAUAGUGAUAUAGAGAGAGCUAAGGCAGCCGAAUGGCUUUAUGCCAGCGAGCUUAGCAUUGAUAACAAGGCUCAGCGUCUUGGCAUGAGGUUCACAGGGAUUAGUGAGCUCAAGACAUUGGGUGGGCCUUAUGCUGGCCUGUUCUAUAAUAACCAUGCUAUCGUCUUGGUCUUCAAGGGUACAUCUCCUCUUGCCUUCAAUGAAUUUCUAAUUGAUGGCAGUAUCCAGCGCGUAGACGCAAGUGAGUAUCUCUAUGGGGAAGUCCAUAAAGGUUUUUACGAGUUUCUUUUCCCUGACCCAAUGCCUCAAACCAAGCAAGCCUCAUAUAACCCUUUUCAAACCAUCAUGGAGACUGUUUUUGAAGAAGCCAGGAGAAUUAAGCGACAAACAGGGAAGCCCGCGAACCUCUGGAUUACAGGGCAUUCUCUUGGUGCAGCCCUUGCAGCUAUAGCAGUGGCUCGAAUGCAAAUGGCCCUUCGUCCCGAUGAUCCACUCUUCAAGGAUUGUGAUCCAGCUACGAUAAGGACCCAUAACAGCGAUGGUACCCCACGAACAGUGCUGGAUGAGAUGCUUUGCCGUUACAUCGCCUCAGCAAGUUCACCUCACUCUACUUUCUUAUCCUCGGCCGCCACGUUCCCGCUUACAAAGCUUCGACGUCAUCGCCACCACCAUCAUACUCAUCACACCAAGGAUGGCAAGGGUGAGAAGUAUAAGGAGUGUAAGGAGCGUAAGGAGGAUGAAAGUAGUGAGUCUGAUGGACAGCAUGACCACCAGCACGAACAGCAUGAAGAAAGCACGGAUCAAUUACUCAUCCUUCGCGACUGCUAUACCUUUGCAUCCCCCAAAAUUGGCAACAGCAAGUUUGCAAAGGAGUUCGAUGAGCAUCACGUCAGGUUUCAUUCUAAGAGUUGCUAUAAGCCGGUGCUUUACCGUGUAGCAAUUGAUUUGGAUGUCGUCCCAAGGCUGCCACCAGGCUGCAGCACGGAUCCUGAUGAUACACGUGAACGUAUGUUCCCGUGCAUUCAAUGUGCCAAUAGAGUAACUGUAUCACAGUCAUCAUCAUCAGCAGCGGCGAUAGGUCCGUUGUUUAGACAACAGGCAGAUGUAGAAGGAGAGCCGCUGUUGUCAAAUCCUGUUAGCUAUGGUGCUGUCGAAAGCACUUCCACCCAGACCAUAGAGGUGGUGACAGCAGUAUCAACAACAAUACCAGAAACCUCUAAAAGACCACCGCCCUCUCCACAUACACAUAUGACUUCAUUGCUAGAUUACAGACACGUUGGUCAGCUAGUAUGCCUUUCGAAUUCAUAUAUCUCUCCAAUCGUCAAACCCUCCGAGUUACAAUCAAACCUCUCUGCCAAUGUCCUGCGAACAGACAAAGAAACGCAGCUGCUCCUUGACUAUAUCGAUGCGGUCCUUCGUGUAUCCGAGGAUGACUUGUGUCAAGAAGAUUCAGGAAAUAACGACAGUAAUAGUAGCGACCGCAGCAACAAGAGCAAGGACAAGGCAGAGAGCUUUGUCAAGUGCCGCACAUUCGAUGCAGCUAAGAUCAAGCGAGAGAUGGAGAAGGCUAAAGUACGCCGUGAUUUGGAUGAGCUCAACUGGCUGCGAGUGCCCUGUGAUGCCGAGAAGUUCCUGUUGACGUUUUCCGGCGUGAUUUCACAUUCCCCAGCAGCGUACCAGAGAAACCUGGUGAAGUCGAGAUAUCAUUUCAAGAGCUUUCCAGGACCAGAGAUGAUGCAGAAGUUAUAUUACCUUCAGCAACAACAACAGCAAACCCAUUAGCAUCGCCAGAAACCUCGAGCGAUAGGGAUGGUGGCGACACCAUCCAACAUUACGAUAACGACAAUGACUUCAAGGUCAAAUAUUAUUUCUUCAUUCAUGCCUUCUUCAUCCAGAUCAGAUCCCUGCACCACAAAAGGCUAAAGAUAUUAGUCAAGGAUGUUCAGAAGCAAAACUAGCCAAGAUAGGAUUUUAGCGACUCAGCGAAGGCAUACACAUACACGGCUAUUUGGGAGUAGAAAUCGACAUGACAACGCGUAAGAAGGAUAUAGAAGUUAGUGCUUUUCCCGUGCAUAGUGUUUUGGACGAGGC
This is a messenger RNA of Lobosporangium transversale, 2893 nucleotides long. RefSeq lists its product as hypothetical. Gene Ontology annotation, biological process: lipid metabolic process. The record is from RefSeq and is a predicted model, not a curated record. The transcript is spliced from 4 exons. NCBI's taxonomy places the organism in Eukaryota, Fungi, Mortierellomycota, Mortierellomycetes, Mortierellales, Mortierellaceae. Bases 65 to 2584 code for a protein of 839 amino acids.